Molecule: messenger RNA, 3986 nt
Organism: Prinia subflava (tawny-flanked prinia)
Lineage: Eukaryota; Metazoa; Chordata; Aves; Passeriformes; Cisticolidae
Exons: 12
Coding region: 67-2250 (727 amino acids)
Biological process (GO): protein ubiquitination
Cellular component (GO): cytoplasm
Molecular function (GO): ubiquitin protein ligase activity
Source: RefSeq, a predicted model, not a curated record
AAACCCCUGACACUGGCCAGAGCUUCAGGUCUUGGUGCUGAAGAGACAAAAACCCCUAAGGAGGCAAUGGGUGAGCCACCACAGGCUGUGGUCAUGAAGACUUCUGGAGGAUCGGAUGACACCUGUGAGGAGAAAAUCCAGUCUCACCUGCAAUCCCUAAGGAAGGUGUUGGCAGAGUUUCUGGACUGGAAAGUGAGCGAAGAGAAGAGGCUCCAAGACUACCUGGAGAUGAGUGAAGCCGAGCGGUGCCGCAUUGAGGCCGAGUUCGAGCGGCUGCGCCGGCUGCUGGCGGAGCAGGAGCGCACGGUGCUGGGGCGGCUGGCUGAGCUGGACGGCACCUUCGCAGCCACCCACGCCGAAAAGUCACUGCGGGUGGCCGAGGGGGUCACACAGCUCCAGAGGCUCAUCGGCCAGCUGGAGGCCAGGUGCUUGCCCCAGGAUGUUGGGAGCAUCCCAAGCAGUGAAAUGAGGCUCCACCUCCCCUCGGGGCUCCCCAAGGAACUGGAGAUGAGCCUGAGCUCCUGCUGCCGCCAAAGCGAUGCUCUGUGGGAGGCCCUGGAGAAGUUCAGAGACACAGAUCUCCCCACGGGUCUCCCCACAGCAAUGAUGAUGAUGGAGACUGGCACAACUCCUCUCACACAGGCAGAGAGAAAAUGUGUGCGGUGGGAUGAGGAGGAGGAGCAGGACGGGGCCAGAGAGCCCUGCCAGAUUUUAAGGUAUUUCUUGGUUCCGCCGGGCCAGGGAGGAGGGAGCAGGCGAGCGAGGGGCAGCGGUAACACGGGUUCCGCUUCUCGGGUGCAGAGUGGCGGACUUGUCCCUAAACUCUGCGGCCUUGACUGCGAGCAGCAUGUCCCGCUCCCCCCGCCGCUGGAAGCGGCUGUCCCGGCUCUGGCUGGCGUCACUCGGCCGGCCCCCAAACCCCACACGAUAAGCAGCGCGAUAAGCGGCGACUCCCGCGGCCCGCGCCCGUCAGCAGCCAUCCCCCGCUGCGGCUCUUUAAUUCUGUUUAUUUUAUUCUGCUCCAUACGUUCUGUUCACAUCUCGCCCCCCUUUCGGUGCAGCCCUUUUGGCGACACCUGUCGGAGGCGACAGUCACCCCCGGCGCGGCUCCCGGCGGCCCGGGCCACCCUCGGCUCCGCCCGUCUGUCGUCGCCCGCCCGUACCGCGGUGCGGUCUAUGGGGCGUGGGCAGCGACCAGAGCGGCCGCACCGCGCCCCCGCUCCGUGCGGCUCUGCUAGCGCCGUCUCGCCCUCGGGACAGCUUUUCGGCCGAAGGGGCAAGAAUCCGCCUUGCAAACAGCUCGUCCCUCCUAGCCCCAGCUGCCGCUGCCUGCGUUCCCUUCCGUCCGUAAAUCCCCGCUGGCGCCGGCCUGGGGGGCAGCACCACGGCUGGGGCGGUGGGAAUGCCGGGCCCGCCCGGGGUAGCAUUUCCCGGGGGGUUCCGGACGGCGACACCCGCGUCCCGCCCCGCCGCCGCUCCCAGGAAUGCCGGGGCCAGGCCACUUGCGCUCCUGGCGGCGCUGCCCGUGGGGGUGCCCGCUGUGCCGGGGGCCGUGCCCGCCCGCCGGCCCCGCCCCAGCCGGUAGCGGCCAGCGUGGUGCCGCCCGGCAGGAGCCGGCCCGCCGCCGGAGCUAUGCCACAGGCACCCGCAGCCCUCGCUCUGUUCUGUCCCCGCGGUGGAGUGCUCGUCCGCGCCGCCCGGCCGAGCAUCGCGCCGACCCUGCCGUGCCGCUCCAAGAGGCCGCUCGCUGGGCCAAACUGCUUCAUUCCCCCUCCAGCAUCCUACUCCUUCUCCUUCAUCCCCCAGACUGGAGUCAGUGCUGAGACGCAGAGGCUGCAGGCGAUGCUGAAAGGGCUUUGCCGGGUGCCAAGUCUCAGGAAUCACAGUUUCUUUCCUGGUUCCAUUGCCUGUGCUGGAGGUUGGAGGAACAGCAACGUGGUGAAGCUGCUGAGAUGUCAUGGAUCCAGCAAUGCCAUGCAGAGCUCCAGGCCAAGAGCCAGCAACCCGAUGAUGACCUGCUACGAAUAUCUUGGAGUGCUCUCUGGAAGAAGACUCAGAGGGAUAUCAGAGAGCCAUGACCCUGGAUCCGACCACAGCUCACCCGCAAAUCCCGGUGUGAUCGGAUGGCCGGACUGCAGGCUGCCGGGGUCGCCCCCAGCUCCUCUGCCUUCAGGAGUGGAGCGUUUUGAGUCUCUCCGCUGUGUCCUGGGUUGGCAGGGCUUUGGGGGGGGCCAGCAUUGCUGGCUGUGAAGGUUCACCCCGGUCCCGACUGGGCACUGGGGGUGGCUCGGGAAUUUGUGUCCCAUAAGGCUGCUUCGGUCUCUGCCCCAAACGUGAGGUUUGGGCUGUGGGGCAGUGGCUGGGCAGCUGCAAGCUCUCAGCUGGGCCAGCCCCGCGUCUCUGCCCCACAACCACACUCUCUGACGCAUAGAGGCGGCUCUGGAUUACACUGGCGGGCGAGUGGCUUUCUGUGAUGCUCAUAGCCAGACUGACAUCUUUGCCUUUCCCACAGCCACUUGUGCAGGUGAACGACUGCAGCCACUGCUCUGGCUGGGCAAGGGGCAGCUCUGCUCACCCUCUGUCCCUGAGUUCCCCAAAAAUCCACUAUGAACCUCCCAGGUGCAGACACUUCCAUCACCCCAACAAACACUCCACUCUACAAUAAACAGCUCCACUCCUCCCACCAGCCCCAUUUGAUUUUCCCUAUAACAUCUAAUUUAACAAUCACAUUUCACUCUUUUGCUUCUCAGUGGGAGAACAGAGGUAUUUUUAAUUUCUCAGCUGUUUGUCAGUGGAAGCAUGGACCAGAAAAACAGGGAGAACAUCCUUAAAAGAUUUUUAAAAACUCACCUUGAGGAAGAAAAUAGGCUUUUCUGCUUCUGCUAGAUGUCUCAUAAUAAAGUUUUGCAAGUGGAAACUUUUCUGCUUAGGAUUUGUAGAGAAUUUAGGGGAAGUGGGCUAAAACCAGGUUUCAUGUCUCCCAGGAUCACUCAGGCUGGGGCCUUUUCAGGGUUUUGUACUCACUGCCAGGAUGUAAGCAGGGAGAGAGGCCACAAGACAGCAUUUGGUCCCCCAUUUCACUGCCUACAAGUGAAUACAAGAAAAAGACUAAAUGAACCGGUAUCUUGAAGCAGCAGAUAGUUGUUACUAGGGUUGAACUAUGUAAUAAAGUGUUGUUACCAGUAGGCAUGGGCUAGUAGGACUACUACUAGUAGGACUGGGCAGGUCUCUGCCUCUUGCAGUUCCAGUCACUCCUUUGCUGCCAGACUUGCCUCUCCAUCCACAUGCAUUUUUCACAUUGGUCUGAGGAAGAGGAGGAACUACCAGAAAAGGCAGCAACUUUUCUCUUCAGGACCCUAAUUUUAGACAAGGGCCCUGACAAACACAGGUCAGAGCUAAAUCCACAUUACAGCCCUGCUCAUUUGUAUAAUGAGUUGUUUCUGUGUUUGGCUCAUGUUGAGGUUGGUCUUUCCUUGAAAGACAAGAUCCGGUGAUGUGUAAAGCAAAGCACUUUGUAGCACCUUGCUCCAUCCAACAUGUGAGCUUCCAACACUCCAUCCACUUUUCAUCUGAAAAGCUUUAUGGGUGUUUCAUUUGAAAGUCCAUACAAAGAAUAAGCAACAAAAACCCCUCCCUUUUUGUGUAAUUCAAUAGCCCCACAGCUGGCUCUCCAUCAUUGGGGUGAGGAGGAAAUCAGCCUCUUUUUGCUCAAGGGCAGCUCAACAGCAUCCUAUCAGCCGCUGUGAGGGCAGAUGUUUGGGCGUGGAGGGUGCACAGCCCCCACUUCUUGAGCAGAGCCAGCAGAUGCACCUUGCAGCUCUCCCACAGGGGCCUGUGGACCCUGAAAUUCUCCUGGGUGACAGGUACACCUCAUACCAGCCCAUGAAAGAGGCUUGGGGGAGGAGGCUGAAGGGGGUUUUUUCCACAAGAGUCAAAGAUUUUUCCACAAAGCUGGAGUUCAGGGUGCAUUUUGUGGGAGUUUGCAG